AUGGGCGUCCCGCGGUUCAAAUACAAGCCCAAGGCGCGGCUGGCGCGGCGCGCGCCCUGCUCCGUCUGGGUGAAGCGCAACUGGGUCCUGAUCAGCUUAGCUGGCCUGGCCAUCACGGGCGCGGUCCUCUCCAUCCUGCUGCUCUUCGAGCCCUGCGACAAGGAGACGAAGACGACGGUGCUGAACCGCACGAGCGUGCUCAACGUCACCUACAACGAGACGCGCCUGCUCAACGUGACGCGCAACGUGACGAGCGCGUUCAACGUCACGCGGCUCGAGAACGCGACGCGCGCCGCGAACGUCACGUCGGUCUUCAACGAGACCGUCGUCAGCAACGUCACGACCUACGCGAAUUCGACGGUGAACGCGACCUACUACAAGCCCUUCCACGCGUCCCUGCUCCUCGACGCGUCCAAGUCCGUGUCCGCGGAGGAGUGGGUCGCGGUGAAGGAAGCCGCCGUCGCGCUCGCGAACGUCACCGCGGGCCUCGUGCGGUCGACGCUCGAGUACGGCGUCGUCCAGUGGGGCUGCGACGCCGUCGAGUCCGUGCCGCCCGCGGCCUACGAGCCGCGGCUCCUGGACACCAUCGCGGGCCUGGACCAGGCCGUGCAGCUCCAGACGCUGAACGUCUUCGCGCUCAUGGACUGCUACGACCACUUCGCCGGCGCGCCGUCCGACGACGCCAAGCUCUGCCAGUUCAUCACGGACGGCGCCCCCACGGAGGCGGAGCGGACCUGGACGGACGAGGACGUCGUCGUGAAGAAGGCGUCGUACAACGGCGCGCCCAUAUGGUGCAACGUCUCCGCGGCGCGCGGCCGCGGCUGGUGCGACGCGAGGCGCGUCGCCAACUGCACGCUCCUCGGGGUCACGGAUUUCCUGGAGAGCGCGGGCUACAUCAUCCACAUCAUCGUCGUCGAGCCCGCGUCGAACUACGACAGCGGAAUGAUGUACCAGCUGUCGAGCUGCGACACGGGGUACUCGAACGAUUAUUUUUCGAACUAUGCGUACGGCUUCGGCGGCGCCAACGACCAGGAUGUGGUGGGCACGGCGGAGUUCUACCGCAAGGGCGGCGUCGACGAGGCCGGCGGCACGUCCAUCUGCGCGUCGCCCUACUGGCCGGGCUUCGAGUGCGACGCGAGCUGCUCCUUCGUCACGGAGGUCGAGUCCUACGAGACCAUCGUCGCGGACGCCGAGGCCAUCGUCGACGCCGUCGUCGUCGCCGUCGGCUCCGAGCGGGUCCAGACGUCGAGGACGGACGCCGUCACGACGACGACGUCGUCCGUCGUCACGGAGCGGACGACGACGACGGAGACGUCGACCGUCACGGAGCGGACGACGGUGACGGAGUCGACGACGGACGCCGUCGUCGACUCGACGCUCGUGACGUCCGUCGAGGCGGGCACGGAAAUCGUCACGGACAGCGAGGUGCUGCAGGAGCGGCUCUGCACGGGCUCCGGCGUGUCCUUCUUCUGGCUCCUGCUCGGCGCGCCGCUCCUCGCCUACCUCUUCCUCAAGCCGCUGUCGAACCUGCUGCGCAACUGCUGCGCGCCGGAGCCCGAGCCCGCGCCCGAGGAGGCGGCCACGAGCUCCUACGAGAUGUCGAUGAACCCCGUCUGGGGCGUCGACACGACCAAGGACGACCCCGCGCCGCCGCCGAUGCCGCGCAAGGAGCGGUCCGCGAUCGACACGACGCUCAACAAGCGCGGCGGCAAGAAGAAGAAGAAGUACAUCGGCCCCCGGGGCAGCGUCGCGGGCCCCCCGCCCGCGACGCCCGCGGCGACGCCCGUGCCCGCGCCGCCGACGGGGCCGCCGCCGCGCGCCGCGAAGAAGCGCGCGUCGCUCAUCCAGGGCCACGGCGCGGCCAAGUUCGACAACGGGCUCAUGCAGGUCUACAACGGCGACAAGUGGCAGGAGGACGUCGCCGACUUCGUCAUCGGGCUCCUCUGCUGCCGCUGCCUGGCGAAGGCGCCGGAGCCGCCGCCGGGCGAGCGGCCGUCGCAGCACCCGCCUCCGGGCCCGCCGCCGCCCGUCGGCAGCGCGGCCCUUCCCCUCUUGCUGUUCAGCGCGAUCGACGCCGUGGUCCAGUUCGGCGCCGCGGUCUACUGCACGGACGCGCGCGGCGCCGGCGCCUUUGGAUUGCUGACCCGGCGCUGGCACGGCGGGUCGGCGGAGGCGCAGGUGCUCGUGCUGUCGGCGCUGCGCAUCGCCUGCGGCCUCGUCGCCGCCGUGGCCCAGGGGCGGUCGCGCAAGGCCUGGCGCGCGUCGUCGCGCCGGGUCGCCGCGCGCGCGGCGGCGGCGGCCGGCGUAGCCGCGGGCGCGUCGGCCGCGGCGGCGGCCGUCGCCGCGGCCUGCGUGCGCUGGCGCGCCUACCGCGUCGGGGCGCUCUACUGGGCCGCGGCGCCGGAGCGGCGCCUCGCCUACGCCGUCGCCGACGGCUGGUGCUUCGCCGCGUCCCUCGUCUACGUCGCCUUCGCGCUCCGGAGCCGCGCGGCGGCGCGCGCGCCGGCCAACUCCGCCCCCGCGCGGCCGCCCGUGGACGCCAAGCCCUGGGCCGCGGCCCUCGCCGACGCGCCGCCGCUCCUCGAGCUUGCGACGGAGUUCCCCCGGGCCCCCGCGGCGCGCACGGCGCUCGCGGCCGCGCGCGUCGACCUCGGCGGCUGCCGCGACGACGACCUGCUGCUCGCGGCCUGGGCGCGCGUCCUGGCGCACUACGCGCGCUGCGACGAGGUCGUGCUCGGCGUCUACGCCCUCGGCGCGCGGCGCGAACCCGCGGAGGAGACGAAGGAGGCCGACGACGCGCCGCCGGGCGACGACGCGUGGGCGCCCGUCGCCGUGCGCUGCGACGGCGCCGCGUCCUUCGACGACCUGGCCCGGGCCGUCGCCGACGCGCGGCGCGCCGCCGCGCGCCUCGGCGCGCCGCCGGCGCCCGCGGACCUCGCGGCCGCGCUCGGCCGCGCGCCGGACGCGACGUACGCGCCCGUCUUCCAGGCCGGCGCGGUCCUCGGCGGCGCCGGCGACGCCCUCGCGCGGGCGGCGGCGGCCGCGGCCGACGCGCGCCUCGACGCGUGCCUCGUGGCGCCCGCGGGCGUCGUCCUCUACGACGCCAAGCUCUUCGGCGCCGCGGCGGGCGGCCGCCUCGCGGCGCAGGUCGGCCGCGCGGUCGCCGCGGCGUUGGCCGACGGCGCGCGCAACGCGGCGCGCACGCCGCUCCUCGGCGCCGAGGAGCGCCGCGGCGUCCUGGCCCUCGGCGACGCGCCGAGCCCGCCCUGGGACGCGGCGACGACGGUCUACGGCUCCAUGGUCGCCGCGGCCGCUCGCUACCCCGACGACGCCGCGCUCGUCGCGCCCGGCUUCUUCGAGGACGAGGGACUUGCCGGCGCGGACGCCGCCGUGACCUACGCGGCCCUGCUCCGCGGCGCGGUCGCGCUCGGCGCGGCGCUCGGCGGCGUCGGCGCGGGCGACGCCGUCGCGGUCGUGCUGCGGCGCUGCGUCGAGCUGCCGAUCGCCGUCUACGGCGUGCUGAGCACGGGCGCCUACUACGUGCCCGUGGACCCGGACUACCCCGAGAGCCGCCGCGCGUCCAUGUUCGACGACGCGAAGCCGGAGAGCGUCGUCUCCGAAACCGCGCUCCGCGCCGUCGCGGCGCCCGCGGGCUACGGCGGGCGCGUCGUCUUCGUCGACGAGCUCGACCUGCUGGCGAGCGCCGCGGCGGCGGCGCCGCCGGGCCCGGCGCCGUCGGACCCCGUCUACGUGCUCUUCACUUCCGGAACAACUGGCCGCCCCAAGGGCGUCGUCGUGCCCCACCUCACGCUCGCGCGGCGCGUCGCCUGGUUCGAGCGGCGCUACGGCGCGGGGCUGCGGGGCGGCGAUCGCGCGGACGGCGGCGCGCGCGACGGCGACGACCGCCGCGGCGCGGAAUCGCGGCGGCGCCUCGGCGCGGCGCGCGGCGUCGUGCUCAUGAAGACGCCGGCCUUCUUCGGCGUGAGCGAGUGGGAGCUCUUCUGGCCCCUGACCGUGGGCUCGACGCUCGCCGUGCUCAAAGCCGACGGCGAGCGGGACCCGGACUACCUCGCGCGGUCCGCGGCCGCGUGCGGCUGCACGGCCGCGUUCUUCAGCCCCGCGCAGCUCGGCGUGCUGCUCGAGCUGCUCGCGGCGACGCCCGUAACCGAGGGCUUCGCGGGCGACGCGGCGAACAGGGCCGCGAACGCGCACCUGGGCGCGCUGCGGCUCGCGUUUACGUGCGGCGAGGCGCUGCCCGCGCGCGUCGCGAACGCGUGCGUCGCGGAGCUGCCGCGGGCGCUGCUCGUCAACAUCUACGGCCCGACGGAGGCGGACAUCACCUUCUGGGAGGCGCCCGCGGCGCGGGGCGCCGGCGCGGUCGCGGAACCCGUCGCCUGCGUGCCCAUCGGGCGGCCCGUGGACCACGUCCGCGUCGUCGUGCUCAACUACGACGGCAGCGACGUCGCGCCCGCGGGCGUGCCCGGGGAGCUCGCCUUCGUCGGCGACGUCGCCGGCGGCUACCUCGAGCGGCCCGAGGCGACGGCGAAGGCGUUCUCGGACGACCCGCCGCGCGCGCUCGUCCGAAACGCCGGCGACCGCUGCUACAAGACGGGCGACGUCGCCAAGUUCGGAGCCGACGGCACGCUCGAGUUCCUGGGGCGCGUCGACCACCAGGUGAAGCUCCGGGGCUUCCGCGUCGAGCUCGGCGAGGUCGACGUCGCGCUCGGCGCCGUGCCGGGCGUGCUCGGCGCCGCGACGCUCCUCCACGGCAAGGGCACGGACGCCAAGCUCGUGGCCUACGCGCGGCCGGGGGACCUCGACGUGCCGUCCGUGCUCAAAGCGCUCCGGGCGAAGCUGCCCCACUACAUGGUGCCGUCGGCGAUCGUCGCGCUCGACGACUUCCCCGUGACGGACCGGGGCAAGCUCGACCGCAAGAAGCUCCCGGAGCCCGCCUUCGGCGCGGGCCCCGACGACGACGCGCCCCGGGACGCGCGCACCUGGUCGCCCCUCGAGGCGGCCCUGCGCCAGCUCUUCGCGGACGCGCUGAGCGUCGACGUCGCCAAGGUCGGCUUCGACGGCGACUUCGAGGCGCUCGGGGGCAACUCGCUCCUCGCGGGCCGCGCGACGAACGCCAUCCGCCGCACGCUCGCCGGCGCGGCGAAGAUCAAGGGCACGGCCAUGUACUCGCACGCGUCCGUCGCGAAGCUCGCGCCCGUCGUCGCGAAACUACAAAUCGCCGCGGGCUUCCAGCCCGGCGACCUCGCGUCCAAGACGCUGCUCCGGCGCCAGUCGACCGUGACCCAGACCGACGCGAGCCGCGCGCACUCGCCGACGUCCUUCUGGCCCCUCGCGGCCCAGGCCGCGGGCGCGACGGGCAUCUUGGCCCUCCGCUACCUCGACUGGCCCGCGUGGUACGGCCUCUGGUACCUCUACCUGAGCCUGCCGAAGCCCGUCGUCUUCUGCUGCGUGCCCGCGCUGCUCUUUGCCACGGACGCGCUGGCCUUCGCGCUCGCGUGGCUCGCGCAGCGCGCGACGCUCGGGAGCCCCGCGGCGUGCCGCGCGGCCGUCGCGGCGAAGCCCUCGGGCGUGCCCCUCUACUCCAAGGCCUACCUCGACUGGUGGUUCGCCCACCAGGUCCAGUCCAUCGUCACGGAGCGCCUCGAGCGGUCCUUCCACGGCACGCACCUCAUGACGUGGUACUACCGCGCGCUCGGCGCGACGAUCGACGGCGGCGCGCUCAUCGACGGCCGUCUGCUCGACCCGCCCCUCGCCCACGUCGGCGCCUACGCGACGGUGGCGACGGGCGCGGAGCUCGACGCCCACUUCAUCAGGGACGGCGCCCUCUGCCGGCGGCCCUGCGGCGUCGGCGCGGGCGGGGUGGCAGGGGUUCACGCGUACGUCGCGCCCGGCCGGUCCGUGCCGCCCCGGGCCAAGGCGGGGCCCCUGAGCACGACGGCGGCCGUCGGCGCGACGGACCUGGCGACGGGGCUCGACCCGCCGUCGGCGGCCUUCCGCGAGCGGCGCGACGCGCAGCUCUUCUGGCGGUCGCUGCUCGGCGUGCCGCUCCUCUACUGCCUCCAGGCGCUGCCCUACGUGCCCUUCGUCUACGUGCUCGAGCACGUCUAUAUCGGUUUACGGUCCGCCGUGCGGGGCCACCCGGCCGUGCCCAAGGCGCCCUGGCUCUUCUGGAUCUGCUACCCGUGGCUCUGGCGCGUCGGCUUCCACGAGUGCUACUUCGUCGUCGUCGUGCUCUUCAAGCGGCUCGUCGUGGGCCGCUUCGUCGAGGGCACGGCCGACGCGACGAACAAGCCCCUGCGGCGCUGGCUCUUCGAGCGCCUCGUGGAGGCCGAGGCCUUCGAGCACUGCAUGCGGCCGUGGAUCGCGUGCGGCUGUGUGGAAUUCAACCACUGGUUUGGGUGGUCCUGA
Aureococcus anophagefferens is the source of this 6426-nucleotide messenger RNA. RefSeq lists its product as hypothetical. Gene Ontology annotation, biological process: amino acid activation for nonribosomal peptide biosynthetic process; secondary metabolite biosynthetic process. NCBI's taxonomy places the organism in Eukaryota, Pelagophyceae, Pelagomonadales, Pelagomonadaceae. The transcript is spliced from 2 exons. Gene Ontology annotation, molecular function: phosphopantetheine binding. Gene Ontology annotation, cellular component: cytoplasm. Bases 1 to 6426 code for a protein of 2141 amino acids. The record is from RefSeq and is a predicted model, not a curated record.